Messenger RNA from Syngnathoides biaculeatus (alligator pipefish), 449 nucleotides. It is a transcript of the gene tomm7, whose product is annotated as translocase of outer mitochondrial membrane 7 homolog (yeast). The record is from RefSeq and is a predicted model, not a curated record. The transcript is spliced from 3 exons. Lineage: Eukaryota; Metazoa; Chordata; Actinopteri; Syngnathiformes; Syngnathidae. Bases 84 to 251 code for a protein of 55 amino acids. Gene Ontology annotation, biological process: protein import into mitochondrial matrix. Gene Ontology annotation, cellular component: mitochondrial outer membrane translocase complex.
UUCCACGAGUCGCGUUCCUUUUCCGUUUCCGUGUCCUUGUUAGCACCUAGUUGCUUUUCAGGCUACAAGAUUUCAAAACAAAAAUGGCAAAAAUAAGUAAGGAGACCAAACAGCGGUUGCAACAACUGUUCCAGUGCGGACAAUUCGUCAUCCGAUGGGGUUUUAUUCCUACCGUGCUUUAUUUGGGGUUUAAACGAGGUGCUGAUCCAGGAAUGCCAGAGCCCUCAGUCUUGGGUUUACUUUGGGGAUGAGGAACGACUACGUCCACAUCAACAACUCCCUCCUGAAUACCACCUUGCAAUGAACAUUUAUUUUUCUACAUUCUGCUCCAAAAGUCAUGAUUCAUUCAGUUUGUUCAUUUAGCCGCAGAUAUUUAUUUGUUGUCGUUAUGACAUUUUCUUUUUGUCAACCCUGUGUUCCAUGUUUGUUUCAAUAAAUGUCUGACAAGA